CUGAUUUAAAAACGGUCCCUGACAAGCCCCAAUAUACACUUAUAUGUAUGCUGCAAUAGAGCAGGGGAAUAAUGCAUUUUAGUCGAGACAGAGACGUUCCUCAACAAAAAAAAAAUGCAAAUGAAAGGCUAUCACCCUGGUAACGACAAGAGCGUUGCGCUUGUUGAGGUAAAGUGGGAAUCCCGACUACGCUUGCCUGCUAUAACAGCACACUGCGCUUGCUGAAAGCAUUGCAAAAUACUCGAAUGUUUUAACAACCUAACCGGUCUUCUGAAAAUAGACAUACAUGCAAGACGUUUUGCUGGUUUGGACAUGUUUGUCAUGGCUGUAGCCAGAACUUCAAGUCUUGAUGUUCUAACAGUGAGGGAGUGUCCCCCGAGCUGCAGGACUGCCAUGCACAGACUGUCUGCCAAAGUAUCUCCCUCCCCUGAACCUGGUCCUAUUACUCUACAGCUACCCACAGCCCGAGGUGACAAUGGCCGGUCGAAGACUGACCAGCAGUCAGACACUCUGGAUGGAGAGAGUAGUGUUAAGGAUGAGGACGAGGAAAGCGAGGCUGGAACGAGAGACUGCUGCACCAGAUGUCCGCUAAAGGCCAUGAGGAAGGUGAUGUGGGGGUUGGUGCUGGGGGGCUGCGUGGCUCUCUCCUGGGCUGGGGCGACUCACAGUGCCAAACAAACCCUCGCCGGGCUCCAUGCCCCGUACUUCAUCACCUGGUUCUGCAGUGUCUGGAACCUGCUCCUUUUUCCCAUAUACUACCUGGGACAUUUGCUGGGAGCAGAGCAGAAACAGUGGCCCACCACCUGCUUCAGAGAGUGUAGCAGUUUCCUAGGGGACGGCAGAGUGACGGUUAGGCUCCUGCUGAAGGGUGCAGCACCGUUCUCAGUGUUGUGGAGCCUCUCCGGGUACCUGUACCUCCUGGCUCUCCACCGAAUCUCCACGAGCGAUGCCAGUGCCGUCCUCUGCUGCAGUCAGGCCUUCAUCUUCCUCCUCUCCUGGAUUGGGCUGAAGGACCAUUUCAUGGGAGUAAGGAUAGUGGCAGCCAUUUUGUCCAUUACUGGGAUUGUCAUGAUGGCCUAUGCUGACGGUUUCCAUAGUGACUCAAUAACCGGUGUGGCACUUGGAGUGGGCUCUGCCUCCACAUCUGCCUUGUACAAGGUGCUCUUUAGAAAACGUGUGGGAGAAUUUCGGCCAGGUCCAGCCAGUGUGCUCCUGUCGUGUGUGGGGCUGUUCAGCUGUGUCCUGCACUCCUGGGUGUGUGUGCUGCUCUACCUCACACAUGUGGAGUACUGGCCCACAUCUCAGGCCAUGCCCUGGAAAUCGCUCUGCAUCAUGGCCUCACUAUUAUUGGCUUUCAACAUGUUGGUGAACCUAGGGGUUGCACUUACAUACCCCUGCCUCAUCUCCCUCGGGGUCCUUCUGAGUAUCCCAGCAAGCACAGCAGUAGAUAUUUUGGUGACCUCCUCAGUGACCCAGUUAAGCCAAGUGAGAAUAGCUGCAGCAGGUAUCAUUGCCGCCGGUUACGUAAUGUUGUUGCUCCCCGAAAACUGGGACGAAAAUACCCUGCGCUGCCUUGGAAAGCUCUGGCAGGGAGGCUGGAGAGAAGACAGUGUGAUUGUUGAAGAACUCACAGUGGACAGUGUCGGACCCACCCGGACUAAACCCAAACCUGCUGGAGUUGCUGCACUGUUGCAUGAAACUUAAACUUAAACAAAUGAAUCUCCUUGUGGUAUCCGAAAGUGUGUAUAAAAGGAUGUAUAUAUAACUAUUAAACCUUGUUGAAGAACAACAUGCUUCAGCCAAUCAAUGCCCAUUAAUGCACACUUCAGCGGUUCUCCUGAUACUUGAUUCCUAAAUAUUGCUAAUCACUUAAGUUUUUGAGGUGUACUGCAUGUUCUGUCUAUUUUCUGUAGAGUUUUUGUGACCAAUAGAACUACACAUUAAAUAAAUAGUUAUACUUGCA
Clupea harengus (Atlantic herring) is the source of this 1963-nucleotide messenger RNA. RefSeq names its product solute carrier family 35 member F4. Lineage: Eukaryota; Metazoa; Chordata; Actinopteri; Clupeiformes; Clupeidae. The record is from RefSeq and is a predicted model, not a curated record.